Epinephelus fuscoguttatus (brown-marbled grouper) is the source of this 2402-nucleotide messenger RNA. Its product is annotated as elongation of very long chain fatty acids protein 6-like. The transcript has 4 exons. The record is from RefSeq and is a predicted model, not a curated record. Gene Ontology annotation, biological process: fatty acid elongation, saturated fatty acid; sphingolipid biosynthetic process; very long-chain fatty acid biosynthetic process. Bases 106 to 921 code for a protein of 271 amino acids. Gene Ontology annotation, molecular function: fatty acid elongase activity. Gene Ontology annotation, cellular component: endoplasmic reticulum; endoplasmic reticulum membrane. Lineage: Eukaryota; Metazoa; Chordata; Actinopteri; Perciformes; Serranidae.
GAGGACAGACCGCAGCAGCAGAGGAAGAGGAGACACUGACGGGACUCUGAGUUUACAGAUUUUAUUAAAUAUAAACUCCUGAUAAUUUUAUUAAUAUAAAUAAAGAUGCUGCAGGUGAAUGAGACGGAGCUUCCGGUCCUGUCGGAGUACAGCUUCGAGCGGCGCUUUGACGAGAGAGGAGCGAUUGAGUGGAUGCAGGCUAACUGGAGCAAGUCUUUCGUGUUCAGCGCUCUGUACGCCGCCCUGGUGUUCGGAGGUCAGCACUACAUGAAGCCUCGACCCAAAAUGAACCUGCGGCGGCCGCUCAUCCUCUGGUCGCUCAGCCUUGCCCUCUUCAGCAUCAUCGGUGCGAUCCGGACCGGCUCCUACAUGCUCCACAUCCUGAGCAGCAGCGGCUUCAGACAGUCCAUCUGUGACCAGAGCUUCUACAACGGACCCGUCAGCAAGUUCUGGGCCUACGCCUUCGUCCUGAGCAAAGCUCCAGAGCUCGGCGACACGGCGUUCAUCGUGCUGAGGAAGCAGAAGCUGCUCUUCCUGCACUGGUACCACCACAUCACCGUGCUGCUGUACUCCUGGUACUCCUACAAAGACAUGGUGGCCGGCGGCGGCUGGUUCAUGACCAUGAACUACACCGUGCACGCGCUCAUGUACAGCUACUACGCGGCGCGCGCCGCUGGCCUGUGCGUGCCGCGGCCGUUCGCCGUGCUCAUCACCAGCGCUCAGAUCGGUCAGAUGGCGAUGGGGCUGACGGUGAGCGCGCUGGUGUACCGCUGGAUGCAGCACGGAGACUGCCCCUCCCGCCUCGACAACAUCACCUGGGCUGCCAUCAUGUACCUCAGCUACCUGCUGCUCUUCUCCAACUUCUUCUACCAGACGUACCUGCGCCGCCGCGGGGACGCCAAGACGCGUAAGGCUGAGUAGAGACCAGGGGCAUUGUGGGAGAUCUGACUGUGUGUCAUGUCUCUGUUGAACUGAAGCUGCUAACAUUUAAACAUCUUUAACGUGACAUUUUAUAUUUCUGACGGGAACUGGAACCAUCGUUUGUUUGGCUGACCUCAGGAGUCAUUUGAAUAACUUUGUGUUCAUUCAGAGCAGAAGAUCAACUCCACAUCCAACAUCUGAUGAAUCAAAUCAUCAGACAAAAACACUUGUAAAUCAAUGACUUGUUUUUAAAUCUGCAGGAAACAUCUGUAACAGUGUCGAAUGAUGUCACUUCAGAUUUUUUGAAGUUUGACGGACACACAAAGGUCAAAGCAUCGUAAAGUUAAUCAGACUAAAUGAUAAAUGAGUCAGUUUUAUCGCCUCAUAAUUUCCAGCGACUGAUUUUAGUUCACACACACUUGUUUCAAACACGCCUUCAUCACUGGGCCCGACGACACAUGACGUCAUCCUGACUGACGACCUGCUGGACUUUAGUCAAAAGAUUUGUUGACGCUCACUUCGAUGACUCGUCACCCGUCACACCCAGCAGGCUGAUGAAACCACCACUCCCACCCCAAACCGCUCGUACUGGUGUAACUGGUUUCCCCUGUCCACACCUCCAGUCCUGUGUGUGAGGAGCCAAUCAGGAGGCAGCAGCAGACGGUUUACACAAAUCUCACCUGGAGUUUGAUGUUUGAGUCACACUGUGUUUACAGGAAGUGAUUUUAAAGCUCCGUGUUGACGGCGGACACGUCUAAACUGUCACCAGAAUCCAACGUGACGUCCUCAAACAUCUUGUUCUCAGCAGUCUGAAACUGAUUUGAGAAGCUGAAACCUGCCACUCGAUAAACGUCAACAGUUAAAUAUCUGUCCGUUGACUUUUAUUUGAAUCGACUCGUCGUUUGAGCUCUUUGCUGCUUUUAAACUUUGUGUUUGGUAAAAUCAGUUUGUUUACAUGUAAACAAGAACCUUACGUUAGUUUUGAGGUUGUUUUUUUUUCCAUCCACGUUUUCCAGCUGAGAAACAAAAAUCUAUGACGUGAUUUAUUUAUUAAUAUUUAUUUGACGUAUGAUGGCAGCCAGUCGGUGGCCGGAGAAGUCUCCAAACACACAUCACUAAUGUUUGUUUAUUAAUAUCACUGACGUGUUGAUCACAUGUAUUUAUGAGUUUGUAUUUUUUAUACUGUUUUUUGCACCAGAGAUUUUUGUUUACUGAAAGCUGUCGUCAGGAAACAUCUUCCUCACAAACAUGCUGUUUAUUGUUAUUAUUAUUGUUUUGAAGUGUGUGAUGUGAAAGUUUCUGAGUUUUAAGGAGACGUUCAGCAGCAGAAGCUGUUUGAUGAACGCUGACUGACGAUAAUUUUCUGUAUGAACACACCUUUAUAUUUCUGCUGUUGAUGAACAUGAGAACAUGUGAACACCUUCAGGUUCAAAACAUUUUAUUUAUUGUUUGAAAAAUAUAAUAAAGAAGCUGUUUAUAAA